Messenger RNA from Lactuca sativa (garden lettuce), 3227 nucleotides. RefSeq names its product Homeodomain-like superfamily protein (gene LD). The record is from RefSeq and is a predicted model, not a curated record. Gene Ontology annotation, cellular component: nucleus. Gene Ontology annotation, biological process: vegetative to reproductive phase transition of meristem. Gene Ontology annotation, molecular function: DNA binding. NCBI's taxonomy places the organism in Eukaryota, Viridiplantae, Streptophyta, Magnoliopsida, Asterales, Asteraceae.
GGUAUACCCACACUUUCCGUAUCCGGCCCCUCGUCUCUCUAUCGCGAAGUAUGCACGUUCCCAAAACAAACCGUUCUCUUCCAAACCCUAACCCUAACAAACUAAAAUUCACGAUACGUCUCAUGAUCAACAUCAAUCUUGCACCAUAAUCCAAAUUAUUCUCGUAAUCAUGUUGAUCUAGCUCGGUGAAUUAAUAAGAGAUGGCGAUAUCGAACGCGAAUCAUCAGCUCGCUCUGGUAGUACCGUCGAACACGACAACGUCGUAUGAAGGGCUGUUGGAAUCGCAGAAAGAACUAUUGAGCAAACAGAUCUGUGAGCUGCAAAACAUCGUUUCAAGACAAUGCAAACUUACUGGCGUCAACCCUCUCUCUCAAGAAAUGGCAGCUGGUGCUCUUUCUAUUAAAAUUGGGAAAAGACCCAGGGAUCUACUGAACCCAAAAGCAAUAAAAUACAUGCAAUCCAUUUUUUCUGUCAAAGAUGAAAUCAGCAAGAAGGAAAUCCGAGCAAUUAGUGCUCUUUUUGGUUUAACAGCAACACAGGUGAGGGACUUCUUUACUAGUCAACGCUCAAGAGUUCGGAGAUUUAUCCGCUUAUCAAGAGAGAAGGCAACCCAAUCUUCUGAAUGUGUGCAAGAUCAAGAUGGACCAUCGAGCUCUAAUGUGGACACACUUAAUCACCCUGUUCCAUUGAACUCUGUGGGCCCAUCCAGUGUUGAAGCACCUUCAUGUUCCACCCAAGAUGAAGUGUUGCCUGAUACAGAUGACUCGGAUAAGUAUUUUAUAGCCAAUAUUUUUAGUCUGAUGCGGAAAGAAGAAACCUUUUCUGGACAAGUCAAAUUGAUGGAAUGGAUCUUGCAGAUACAAAGUCCUUCAGUGCUCUUUUGGUUUCUAACAAAUGGAGGUGUGAUGAUUCUAGCUUCGUGGCUGAGUCAAGCUGCAAUCGAAGAACAAACCAGUGUUCUUCAUGUCAUUCUUAGGGUUCUUUGUCAUUUGCCAUUACAUAAAGCUCUCCCAGCACACAUGUCAGCCAUAUUGCAAAGUGUCAAUAAGCUUCGGUUUUACCGGGUAUCAGAUGUCUCAAACAGGGCAAAAAGUCUGUUGUCUAGAUGGAGCAAAAUGUUUGCAAGAAGCCAAGCCAUGAGAAAGCCCAAUGCCAACAUUUCCGCAGUUGAUGCACAAAAUGAGAUAUUGCUGAAGCAAAGCAUUGGUGAAAUCAUGGAAAAUGAAUCUUUCCACUCAAGAAUUGAGAACCCUGCAGCGAUAUAUUCAUUGCUAGAGAACUCUGAAAACUCAAGGUCCCAGUCGAUCAAAUUGCUCUCAUCACCAUCCGAUGACUCAAAUAUGAAGCUUCUUAAAGGCGUAUCUUCAUCUCAUGGCAGAGAACGCAGGAAAGUACAGCUGGUGGAGCAGCCCGGCCAAAGAGCAGGUGGGCGGGGCCCACAGGUUACAAGGUUGUUUCCUACAGCUCAGGGACGUCCACUUUCGGCUGAUGAUAUACAGAAAGCCAAAAUGCGGGCUCAGUUCAUGCGUAGUAAGUAUGGGGAAAGUUACGUGGGCUCUCACCCUCACGUGAAAACUGAAGUUCCUCGGGUGUUGAUGUCUGCCACCUCAUCAUCAUCAUCGUCAUCAUCUAAAGCUCAUGUGCAUCCUAAAGUUGAGGAACAUGCUACUUCCUCUUCUAGCAUGGUGACUCCUUUAGCACCUAAGCCUAAGACCCCUCAUGUUCAGGUUCAGCCUAAAGUUGAUGAGGAAAAGAAGGAGCUAGUAAAGAAUGAAGUGCAGGAGGCGGAGGAACUGUGUGGAAGAAGUGUAAGAGAUUACCCAUCAUGGGUGAAUCCACCAGAAAUGAAGAUGAAUAAGGAGUGGAGUGUGUGUUAUGGAGAGAACAGCAAAGAAGUUGAGGUCCAAAACAAACGAAUCAAACGUGAAAAAGAAGUUUUUUACGACACAAAUCUUGAAAUCCCAGCAAAUCCCAAAGAACCAUGGGACCGAGAAAUGGACUACGAUGAUUCCCUAACACCCGAAAUCCCAAUUGAACAGCUUCCGGAUGAAGACGAUGAGAAUAUGAAUAUGGUAACCCAGGAAUCCACACAAACAGAAGUUACAGUAUCUGAAAAUAACAAGCUGAGCAGCAUCGGUCCGGAUCUCGAACUGUUGGCAGUGUUGCUUAAGAACCCACAGAUUGUGUUUGCAUUGACGGCUGGUCAAGGUGGGAGCUUGAGCAAUGCUCAAAUGGUGAAGCUUCUUGAUGCAAUGAAGGCCAAUGCGGCUUCUGGUGGCUCCAUUGAUAACCUUGUUAGCGGCUUAUUAGUUGAACCACACAAAACCAAAACAGAGGAGAAGAGGGUGGUUGAAGUAUCUCUACCAUCUCCAACUCCAUCAACCAACCCUGUAACGAGUGGAACUGGAUGGCGGGCGGGGGCGGAAAGUGGUAAAAAUCAGUUUAGUUCCCGACAAAGUGUGACGGUUAAUGGUGACGCUUACCCCAUUCCAGGUGUCCAUUUUCAAGAAACCAGUUUGCUGACUCACCAACAAUUAAAUGCAAAUGCUCCAAUUACGCAUCAUCAAAGAUUCACCGAUGUGGUCCCUGACCAGAGAAACAUUCCGGCAACAAGUAAUUUGACCCAACAGCCAACUUCUUCUCACCAGAGAAACAUUCAUGUUCAUGUUCAUGGUCAAGGAGUGAACACGUCUUCUAAUGCUUACCUUUUACCCGCUGUGGGUGGGUCGCAUGCAUGGGCGGGCCAGGAGAGUCCACAUAGUAGUACAAACUACAAUGCAUAUGGUACAAGAGAGGUGGGUCCGGGUCCGGGUCCUUCGUGGGGGAGAAACAGCAACAGCAACAGUGGAGGAUAUCAUCCUCGUGGGUUUGAUUCAUGGAGCCCCGAGGAUAGUCCGGUUAGGUCUCGUGAAUAUGAUGAGAAGGAGAGGGAGGAUCAUAGCCGGAGGAGCUAUGGUUAUAAUUACAAUAAUAAUAUGUUGAGAAUGCAAAAUGACCAUUUUAGGUUUAGAGACCGUGGUGGUGGUGGUGGUGGCCGGAAUGAAGCUUCAAGGUGGCGGGAUAGGAGGAGAUAGAUCAUCUCCGAUUAUUGUUGGGUUGAUGGACGUUUUCAGUUUUGAUUCUAAAAAGAAAAGAAAACAAACAAACAAAAUUGACAACUAAAAUCUUGUAGCUUCUUUUUUCUUAAUUCUAUCACGUCACGCCCAAAACACAUGAAAUACAAGUUA